Molecule: messenger RNA, 4574 nt
Organism: Coregonus clupeaformis (lake whitefish)
Lineage: Eukaryota; Metazoa; Chordata; Actinopteri; Salmoniformes; Salmonidae
Product: ankyrin repeat and fibronectin type-III domain-containing protein 1
Exons: 18
Coding region: 358-3567 (1069 amino acids)
Biological process (GO): establishment of mitotic spindle orientation; regulation of establishment of bipolar cell polarity
Cellular component (GO): spindle
Molecular function (GO): protein binding
Source: RefSeq, a predicted model, not a curated record
GUUCAUGAAAGUGGAUUAACCGCACUGAGAGGGAUGAAUUAAUUCCGAUUGCUAUCAUAACUUUAGGAUUAAUUAAUUUAAUUUUAGUUGACGCUUUCGUGGUGAUUGUGGUGUAAUAUGUGACCAGGGAGAAGCAGGAGUUUACACCUACGGAAGUCCUCUAAUGCAGCUCUUCCUAUUACACACCCCCUUCAUCCUCCCUUCUUCCCCCUCUCCCUCCCGUGUGCCAUUCCUCUCAUCACUCUGUCUUUCUGUGACCUCUCCAUCAUCCAUCCACCUUCUUCUGUUAUUGUUCCCUGUACCUCCUGAAUCCUGCUGUUCCCACUCUCUACCAGUUGUGUGUGUGCCAUCUAUUGUAUGUCUGUGUCGGUGAGAAACCUUCUACAGCGGCGGCGCUCUCUGGGUCCCGCCUCGCCUAAACGCGUCUACAGGAACCUGUCGGUUAGGCUGAGGGGCGGAGAGUCCUCUGCUGCCGGGGAGACAGGCAUGCCGAAACAUUCAUGCAAGGCCACACCCACAUAUAAGAACCUGUGGGAGGCAGUGGAGAAUGAGGACACCCUGGCGGUGCAGAGCCUGCUAUUCAGGGACAGAGUGUGUGGCGGAGGAGGAGGAUGGGAUACAGGGGAGAAGAAAGAGAAGGAUUGGGAAAGAGAGAGGGAAAAGGGUGUAAACAGAGUGAGUGAGCAGGGCCUGGUACCUCUGGACGUGGCUGCUCUAACCCAGAACUCCCCUCUGCUGCAUGUGUUGACAAAGGCAGGAGCCAGACACAACCCCGUCUUGUGUGGUCCGGCUGAGUGGUUGUGCAAGCUGGAUGCCCUGGUGGUGUUGGCCGGCAGGCAGGUGGAGGACAGGAGGGAGGAGCUACUGGUUCGAGCAGGGGCGGGGCCACAUGUGCAGGCCGACAUUCAGAGACAGCUCCACCUCUGGACCCUACGGCAGCAGCUGUACUGCAGGAUGAGGGAGAGCUUCCACCACACAGACCUCCCUGGCCCUCCCAGUAGUGUGUCACUGUUUGUGACCAGUGCCUCUUCCCUGUUUGUGUCCAUUCGAGAGCCAACCGGUAUCGCCACUGGAUUGAUCACACGCUACAGAGUGGAAUGGAGCACCUCUGCCAACUUCAAGAGCAUACUUGGCUCAGCCCAGGUGAUCGACACUAAGACCCCCAUCCAUAGCAUCACAGGACUCACGACAGGAGUGCACUACUUUGUGAGAGUGACCGCCUACAAUGUGAAGGGAUGGGGCCUGGCUCAGAGCUCCAGCCCAGUCAGUGCUGCCCCCUCCAGCUGGAGGGAGUGUAUGGGGGUGAAAACUCCAAGCAGGAACAAGGAGGCUUUGGUCAGGAGACUGUUGGAGCAGACCAGAGAGCCACACUACAGGGGAUACUGUAUAGAGAGCUCAAAGCCCCAGAGCCACAGAAAGCGCCUGUCAAUGUCUCGCGGCCUGAAGCAGCUCUUCCAGUCAGCCACCAAGUUUGUCCGUCUCCUACAGAGGGGUGUAUACCUGGCAACUGUGUUCUACAACAAGGAAAACAUCCUGGUCACAGCAGAUGACCAGCUCCCAUUGGUGGAGAUCCAGUGCUGCUCCACCUCCAUCACUCAGGACUUCCUUUGGUUCGCCAAGUUGUCCUGUGCGUGGCAACAGGUGCCCUGGCUCCAGCAGGCCCUCUCCUCCGCUCUCUCCUCCUCUUCAUCACUCCUUCAGAACAGGCACAAUAUCUUGCAGGCUGUAGCACAACUACAGUCCUCUCUGGGGACAGUAGACUUGGGGCAGGUGUACUAUGAGCCUCUGAAGGACAGGCAGGGUAACGUUCUGCUGGUGACGGUGAGGGAUUGUGCGGCCCACACCAAACCCCCUGACCCCCCUCUCCACUGGGUCCCCCUGGCUUUGCUGGAGAAGAAACAGAGCAGGACCCCUCUACUCCCAGAGCCUACUGCCAUGGACACCCUCACAGAGCAGCUCAAGGAGAAGCUGUCCUUCCACAGACGCAGUGUCCAGUGGGCCCAGCCUGGCCUGUACGUGGGCAUCUUGAAGCUGUGCAGCACAGUGGAGCAGAUCAGGGUUCUAGUGCCCCAGAGGCUGCCCAACCUGCUAUGCCACGCCAGAGUGCGCCACAAUCCCCAUGUGUCCCGAGAUGAAUGGGCGUGGUUACAAUGCCACAACAUCUUAACAGCCAAUGAGGACACAGAGGGUGAGGAUGAGACCUCGAUGGACAGCUCUGGGCUGGGGGAGUUUGUGAGGUCACUCAGGGCCGCUGUCACUCUCUUGUUGACAAAGCUCAACAUCCCCCUCUACAGGGCAUAUCAGUACGGUGUGUACACCCGGGAACUGCUGCAGUUUGGGGAUAAGAUGUCCAUGCUGCUCCUGCUGCCCCCCAGUGAGGACUUCAGCUCUAGCUACUGGCCCCUAGUUGGCACCAAGGAGCCAGGCCUCACAAUGCCACUGCAGAUCUUUGAGCUGGUGCACUUCUGGACGUACGAGCAAGACUUCCUGUCUCAGUACUGUCAGGUCUGGGUUCGGUUGGAGCUGGACGCCCAUCUGUCCCAGCAGGCUUUGCGAGAAGCUCUGGACACUAAGGAGGUGCAGGAGGCCAGAGGCCGUCUUGGUCACAUCACUCAGCUCUCACAGAGUCUUGAGGUGGUGUGGCGCGAGGCCCGGUGGAUCAUGGAUGUCCUGCAGUGUGUCCGCUCUAAACAGUGGGUGGGGGCGGUGCCACUGGGCCUGGUCAUGGGAGGAGACCCACCUGCCCACCCAGACGAUGAGGAGGAUGACAGGCCUACCACCAGAGUCUGGCCCCAGCGCAUACUCUCUCAAAAGAAAAUAUCAGAGAGCAUUACAUGUACUGUUACAGACAUUGGUGUCAGCGGUGGGAUCUCUGAGCCAAUAUUUAUCCCGGGGGUCCAUGAAGAGGCUGUCUGUUUAAUGGAAGGGACUAGCAAAGGUGGGUACCCCGUGGACCUCAGUGCCCAACAGCCUAUUGUGGCGUUCAACAGCCUGGACCAAUCAGGAGUUGGAUUCGACAGUGUGACCCAAUCAGAAGUGGUAUAUCAUAACAUUAUGGCCCAAUCAGAAGUGGUAGAUCAUGACAGUGGAGAACUGGAGUAUCCCCACAGUUUUGUCAGUGAUGUGAUCCCACCUCUACCAGAGCUGGACCUCAUCUUCCCCACACUGAGUCUGAUAGACGAAGAGAGGAAGGAGGACCCUGUACCUGGGGGGAUGGAUAUGUUAGACAGCUUAAGUCUUGGAGUCGGUGAAAGCGAGGCUUUCUUUGGACUAAACUCUGACUUGAUGAGUGGACCUAAGGGUUGCUCUCUCUCUGAUGUGCAUCAUGAUACGAACACACUGACAGCAGGCCUUAGUUUAGGAGACAGAACCUGUGCAGAUACACUGUUCUCAAGUCAUUUAGAUGGGCUGGCCACAUCUGCCCCUUCUCCCAUUGUGAGGACCACACCUGCCCAAAGCUGGGAUUUACCUACAGAGGACACUGUGAUACAUGCUGGCAACAGGGGGAGCAGCAUGCCAGCCAGGAGCCAGGUGGAGUGGGUGAACUCCUCUAACCAGGCAUCCUGAUGUAUCCAGAUAUUGUUAUGACUGAACGUUACACCAAAAUACAACCAAUUCUCAACAAAUUCUUAAUAUACUUUCAGUGCCUUUAAGCAGGUGUGGCAACCGAUGGGAUAUUCAUGGUUGUUUUCUCAUCACAUUAUCUUACUCUCUGUAGUUGUUCCAGUGGUGAAAUCACUUCAUGCACACCAACCACUACAAUGUAGAAUUCAUUUCAAAAUUGUCGCACAACAUAUUCAAACCAUGGGGCAAGGAUGAAACUCACAAAUAUGACCUGGUAUCCCACAGCUGUAGACAUUCCCAGCUGAAUUGUUGUGUGUAUUUGUAAUGGGGAAUUAUUUGAUUAAUUUGUCUCCUGUAUUUGAUUUACUGUAACUAAGUACUGAUGUUCCUACCUUUGACCUGUUUAACUGCCAGUAUCAAAUGUCUGCCAGUAUUGAAUGUUAUGGUUAAAGUUUGAUGCCACACUGAGCCUGAAGCCGCUGAUGUUGUGUCUUCCUCCCAGCCUCUCAGGCUGGUGUUUACAGAACAUUUGGUACUGUCGGAUUAGAAUAUAAAGGGCCUGUCUCCAAGAGACCCGCUAUACAUUUUCUGUGCUUCUGUACACGAGAUGUCUCCCUGUUGCAACUUGUAUUAACCUGAAUUGAUUUAUGAUUGACUAUAUCCACAACUUGCUCUUCUCUUUUGUUCAACUGAAAAUACUCUUUACAGUAUUUUUCUCUAUUAACCUGUUUGUAAUUUUGUCCUUUUAACACACAACUAGCUAGUCUACAGUAAAAUCAGUUGAAUGGUUUAUCUUCAUGAAAUUACCCAAAAAAUAUAUUUUCAGCUGUAUUUGUGUUGUUCCACAUUUUAUUAACAAGACAAAGGGUUAGCUAUCUUUUUUUACAUUAUCCUUUUCAGAAACGUAUGUGUAUUUGAAAAGAAUACAUAGGCCAACUGGGUAUUAAGGUGAGGAUAUGUGUGAGGAUAUCAAUUCAAAAUGCCAAUAUUAAAGGUCCAAUGCAAACGUU